AUGCCGGAAUCUCUCAUGGCGGAAUUCCAUCUGCGACAAUCGACAUCUAGUCUCCUACCAAGGGUCAAGCAGCCUCCGAAGGCUUCGAAGAUCUCAGGCCAGUUCUUUUAUGCUGCAAGUGACGAUGGAAUCGAUGAGAAUCUCCUGAUUUUGCUCCACGGCCUUGGAGACACCCACGUACCGUUCUCGAAGCUAGGAAAGUCCUUGAAGCUUCCUCAGACUGCAGUUCUUGCACUGCGUGCUCCAGAACAGGUGCCAUUUCUUUACGAAGACGCGUAUCAGUGGUACACGUCCUUCGAUGAUCUAGGCGAAAUCAUCGACCGACCAAACCCAACGCCAGCGUUCCAGUUCCUCAAUACUGUCGUCGACCAUCUAACGAAUGACUGUGCAUGGCCUCUCAAUCGAAUACAUUUCUUCGGUUUCGCUCAAGGAGGCUCUGUUGCUGCUGAGUUCGCCAUAGAGAGAUGGAAAGCCCAAUUUCAGCCUAAGAAAGUGAUAACCUCUGGUCAAGAGGAUGAAGACCCAGAUCAAGCCAAUUCAUUCAAGUCUUUCGCCUCUAUCGUCACCAUUUCCGGCCCCUUGCUCUCAUACCCAACACUAUCGACUCUCUGCCCAACACCGACCCUCGUUGCCUAUCGAUCUGCGCCUUCUGAGACCGCAUUACCUACCAAUGCUCUCAGCCCAGUCAAGAAGGCGUUCCAGUCUGUCACCGAGUCGAAAAUGAGGGCAAAAAGCGCGGGCAUGCCCAGUUCGAAGGAAGAAUGGGAGCCCAUCAUGCGUUUCUGGAGCCAGCAUCUUUCGAGGAGGCAGGUGGAUGGUCUGUACGAGGCCAUGACAGGGGCUAGCGCUAGCACAAAAUACAGUGAUCCGGCGGUCCUUGGGACACCCUAA
Cyclocybe aegerita is the source of this 891-nucleotide messenger RNA. The record is from the annotation of a GenBank genome assembly. Lineage: Eukaryota; Fungi; Basidiomycota; Agaricomycetes; Agaricales; Hemipholiotaceae.